UUGAGAGCCGUGCUGAGGGAUCAGUUGUAUCGAUCGAGAGAAAGAAGGAAAGAUACAAAUGGUGGACGCUUGCAUGAGGGCCGUUAUUGAAGCCAUACACUCAUCCCCUACGCAAGUUGUUGUUUACAUCUGCGGCGGUGCCUCGUUGGCUUUAGGAUGGUUAAUGUCAGUUCCGGGAGCUUCGAGUACAGUCCUCGAAGCUGUGGUGCCUUACUCUAGACAGUCUCUGGUUCAAUUACUUGGCAAGGUUCCUAGUCGGUAUUGUUCUCAGCAAAUAGCUGAGGAAAUGGCUUUGUUAGCUUAUAAUCGUGCUCUUAAGCUUUCUAGUCCAGGUUCCCCAGUUCUUGGUGUGGGUUUUACUGGUUCUUUGGCUACCAUGCGCCCAAAACUUGGGGACCACAGGUUUUACUUAUCAACAAGAACUUCUGACAGACAUUGGGUGUCAACAGUUACCUUAUCGAAGGGUUUGCGAAGUCGAGAGGAAGAAGAAAAAGUUUCAAGUCGCAUUUUAAUCAAGGCAGUUGCGAAUGCCUGCAAAGUUCCAGGAACCUUUGUUUCUGGGUUGACUGAAUCUGAAGUGCCAGAUGAAUAUGAAACAAUCUCUGAAGAGCAAGAAUUAGAACAACUAAAUGGGCAAAUAUGCUAUAAGGUUUAUCCAUUUUCAGAGACAUGUAUGUUAGACGAAGAUAGGAAGAUAGUUCUGUCUGGUUCUUUUAAUCCAUUACAUGAUGGUCAUCUCAAGCUCAUGGAAGUUGCCAAAAGCAUAUGUGGAAAUGGAUGUGAAUGUUUAGAAAUAUCAGCAGUUAAUGCAGACAAGCCUCCAUUGUCAAUUCCAUAUAUCAAAGAUCGUGUCAAGCAAUUUGAAAAAGUUGGAAAGACGGUAAUAAUUUCCAAUCAGCCUUAUUUUUACAAGAAAGCUGAACUUUUUCCAGGCAGUGCUUUUGUUAUUGGUGCAGAUACUGCGGCAAGGCUUAUUGAUCCGAAGUACUACAGUGGAGAUUAUGGAAAAAUGAUUGACAUCCUCAAUGCCUGCAAACAAACAGGAUGCACAUUCCUUGUCGGUGGCCGCAAUGUAAAUGGCAUUUUUAAGGUGCUUGAAGAUUUUGACAUUCCAGAGGAAUUAAAAGACAUGUUCGUUUCAAUACCGGCAGAAGCUUUUCGCAUGGAUAUAUCAUCCACGGAGAUAAGGAAAAGCCUCGGACUAUAAAAUCUGAUAAUGGCCUGCAACAUCUCAACCACGGUUCCUUCUCUGCUUACAUGGGGCAACAAAUAAUAAAAGCUUCUUGAAUUUUAUUUUCCUCGUUUUACCCAAAUGUGUAAGAACUUUGUGAUAGCCAAAUGAUGUUUCUUUAUAGAAAAAAAA
Carica papaya (papaya) is the source of this 1363-nucleotide messenger RNA. RefSeq names its product Nucleotidylyl transferase superfamily protein. NCBI's taxonomy places the organism in Eukaryota, Viridiplantae, Streptophyta, Magnoliopsida, Brassicales, Caricaceae. Gene Ontology annotation, cellular component: cytoplasm; nucleus. Gene Ontology annotation, molecular function: nicotinamide-nucleotide adenylyltransferase activity; ATP hydrolysis activity. The record is from RefSeq and is a predicted model, not a curated record.